Messenger RNA from Thamnophis elegans (Western terrestrial garter snake), 900 nucleotides. RefSeq names its product distal-less homeobox 5 (gene DLX5). The coding region runs from base 1 to 900 and encodes 299 amino acids. The transcript is spliced from 4 exons. NCBI's taxonomy places the organism in Eukaryota, Metazoa, Chordata, Lepidosauria, Squamata, Natricidae. The record is from RefSeq and is a predicted model, not a curated record. Gene Ontology annotation, biological process: cell differentiation; regulation of transcription by RNA polymerase II; embryo development. Gene Ontology annotation, molecular function: RNA polymerase II cis-regulatory region sequence-specific DNA binding; DNA-binding transcription factor activity, RNA polymerase II-specific.
AUGGAACCCGAUCCACCCCGCUCUAUGACAGGGGUCUUUGACAGAAGAGUGCCCACCAUCCGAUCCAGCGAUUUCCAGUCCCCUUUUUCGAGCAGCGCAACUGCCGCCACCAUGCACCACCCGCCCCAAGAAUCGCCCACUUUACCCGAGUCUUCGGCAACGGACCCUGACUUCUACAACUCUCCGGGAAGCGCCCCGCAUGGCUACGCUUCGCCUUCCUCGACAUCCUAUGGCAAAGCGCUCCAUCCUUACCAGUACCCCUACCAGGGCAUGAGUGGAACCGCCGCCAACUACCCCGCCAAAGCCUACGCCGACUACAGCUAUGCCAGUCCUUACCACCAGUACGGCGGGGCUUAUACUAGGGCGCCGAGUACUGCCAGCCAGCCAGAAAAAGAAGUGGCUGAACCCGAGGUGCGGAUGGUGAAUGGCAAACCAAAGAAAGUGCGAAAGCCAAGGACGAUUUACUCCAGUUUUCAACUGGCAGCUUUACAACGGAGAUUCCAGAAAACCCAGUAUUUGGCUCUGCCCGAGAGAGCCGAGCUGGCCGCCUCUUUAGGCCUGACGCAGACUCAGGUGAAAAUCUGGUUCCAGAACAAAAGGUCCAAGAUCAAGAAAAUUAUGAAAAAUGGAGAGAUGCCCCCGGAACACAGUCCCAGUGCCAGCGACCCGAUGGCUUGUAACUCUCCACAGUCCCCUGCCGUGUGGGAAUCUCAGGGCACGGCCAGAUCUCUCAGCCACCAUGCUCACACCCACGGGGCAACCUCCAACCCUUCGCCCGCGUCCUCUUACCUGGAGAACUCCUCUUCCUGGUAUUCCGGCGCAAACGCUCUGAACGGCCACCUGCAGCCCCACGGCUCCCUCCAGCAUUCCUUAGUGUUGGCUUCCGGGACAAUCUAUUAG